AUGAAUGAUAAAAAUAUGGAAGAUUCAAUUAGUCCAUUUCAAGCAGCCCAUAGUAAUGAAAAUUUCGACGUGCCUGAUAAUUAUGACCUCGUAAAUAAAGCAAAAAUUUUUUCCUCGACGUAUUUUUUUGAUGGAAACUCAUGGACUGGAUUAGAAAAACCGUUAUACCUUAAAAAAACGAUAUUCGAUGAUGACAGGCUUCUUCAAUUAAACCCUAUUCACGAAAAAUUACCACCAGUUGAAUUAGAAGCAUCUUUAAGUGGAAAGUAUGAUAUUAAAGUUUACCGAAGUCGUGAAAUCAUAUUAGGUAUUGAAGGAGAGCAAAAAAUAUUAAUAAAAUUGCCAAUUACGAAAAAUAUUAUAACAUGGCAUAGCUCUCAACGUUUACCAGUAUUACCAAAGUCAUGGAGGCCAACUGUUUUUGUAUUAAACUCGGGUAAUGUAUUUGUUAGAAUAAUUCCAGAGAAAUGUCUAGUUAUUAGCAAAGUUAAUAAUGAGGAUUCUUUUAAAGUGACAUGUAUUGAUUAUUAUGAAGGAUUUUGCUGUUGUAAUCCUGUUAACAAUUUGGCUUUAUUAUAUGGGCAAUAUGAGCAAAAUCAAGAAUUUAAUAUUAUGAAAUUACCAAAACUUCCUUCCAGUAAUGGAAAAUAUAGCUAUUUUUUACAAUUUUUUUCAUGGGGUACUAUGAUUAUACCCAAAAGCGUUGAGGUUUUUAAAGGUGGAAUGUGUAGCUUUAAAAAAAAUCCAAUUGCUUUAUUAAUUAUACCUCCCAAAAUACAUAUAUAUAUAGAACUAAGUUCAUUGUCUCCAGUAGCUGCCACAUUGGAAUAUAAAAAGGAUUUUCUUAUUACAGCAAGGAAACCAAAUAUUACUGAUAUAGAAUUCUAUUUAAUUAUUCAAGAUCAAUUAACUAUAUAUGAUUAUUCUUACGAUCUUCGUAUAAAUAAAGAAAAGGCACCAAUAUCUUACUUAAGUAUUCCAAUAAAAUUUAAAAUAGAUAAAGAAGAAAGAGAAAAAAAAAAACACCAACCAUCACAUAAAUGCAAGUGGACCUUUAUUGAUUCAAAAGAACAGAAAACUAUGAGCGAUAUAUGUGGCCAAACAGAUCAUAUUAUGUCACCAGAUUUAGCAUGCAUCUUCGACGCUGAAACAGGUACGUACUAUUCCACAGAAUAUGGGAUAAAUUAUUGCACAAAUUUUAAAAAACUACAAAAAUAG
This is a messenger RNA of Plasmodium vinckei vinckei, 1218 nucleotides long. RefSeq names its product conserved Plasmodium protein, unknown function. The transcript is spliced from 2 exons. Lineage: Eukaryota; Apicomplexa; Aconoidasida; Haemosporida; Plasmodiidae. The record is from RefSeq and is a predicted model, not a curated record. The coding region runs from base 1 to 1218 and encodes 405 amino acids.